Theobroma cacao (cacao) is the source of this 1328-nucleotide messenger RNA. RefSeq names its product NOD26-like intrinsic protein 1;2 (gene NIP1;2). The record is from RefSeq and is a predicted model, not a curated record. NCBI's taxonomy places the organism in Eukaryota, Viridiplantae, Streptophyta, Magnoliopsida, Malvales, Malvaceae. Gene Ontology annotation, biological process: transmembrane transport. Gene Ontology annotation, cellular component: membrane. Gene Ontology annotation, molecular function: channel activity.
UCUCUCACCCCUCUUGGUUUUUUGGAUCAUCUAGGCUGCCCUUUAAAUUGGAUUGCUUUGGUGGGUUUUUGCACACUUUCUUCCUGGUUGUUGAGGAGCAAAAGCUAGCAGAGCAAGCAAUCUUUCUGUCUUUGGUCUCCUCUGUUUUGCUCUCUCCCUUUCUUUUCUCUGUUUUACUAAUUUUCUUUUCCUAUAAAAAUUAGCAGUCAUGGCUGAGAUCUCCGGGAGUAAUGGAAAUAAUGGAGUAGUCCUGAAUGUGAAUGGUGAGGCCAAUCAUAAUCCUCCUCCAUCAGCCGCCAAAAGCAAAGGCUCUGACAUCGGUUUCUCUGUACCUUUCAUGCAAAAGUUGAUGGCUGAGGUGUUGGGCACAUAUUUCCUGAUAUUUGCUGGUUGUGCAUCAGUGGUGGUGAAUGUAAACAAUGAGAAAGUGGUUUCUCUUCCAGGGAUUUCCAUGGUGUGGGGAUUGGCUGUGAUGGUCUUGGUUUACUCUGUGGGUCACAUAUCCGGUGCCCAUUUCAAUCCUGCAGUCACCAUUGCUUUUGCUACCUGCAAAAGAUUUCCUCUGAAACAAGUGCCAGCUUAUAUAUCAGCCCAAGUUCUCGGAUCAACUCUGGCGGCUGGAACCCUUCGUCUGCUGUUCAACGGAACACACGACGUCUUUUUUGGAACGUCGCCACAAGGGUCUGACUUGCAGGCUUUCGUGAUGGAGUUCAUCAUCACUUUCUACCUCAUGUUCAUUAUAUCUGGUGUUGCCACCGACAACAGAGCUAUUGGAGAACUUGCUGGACUUGCCGUUGGCGCCACCGUGCUGCUCAAUGUGAUGUUUGCCGGGCCAAUAACAGGAGCAUCGAUGAACCCAGCAAGGAGCUUGGGACCUGCAAUUGUGUCCAAUAAUUACAAAGGUAUAUGGAUAUACCUUACUUCCCCAACCCUUGGGGCAGUGUCAGGUGCUUGGGUUUAUAACAUGGUGAGGUACACAGACAAGCCAUUAAGGGAGAUCACCAAGAGUGCCUCUUUCCUCAAGAGUAGUGCUUCGCGUAAUUGCAGUUAACUUACUAAGUGUAGAAAUCUAGGAGGUCUCCUUUUGCAGAGGACUACAGAACGUAUUAUAAAAGUGGAUUAUUAACCUUACUGCAGAAAAAAAAAAAUACCAAAGAUGGCUGGUAAAUAAGCUUGUACUGGUCAUAAAGUAAAAGGAUGUUCGGCUCAUUACUGCGGUAUUUCUGUAACCGAUCAUUCGUUUUCCCUCCUAUCCCAAGUUUUAAUAGCAGAUGAUUCAAAUGCCCAGUACCAUGAAUGCUUGAAUUAAUUUUGAAAUUCUUCUAAAA